Messenger RNA from Cydia strobilella, 14106 nucleotides. RefSeq names its product dynein axonemal heavy chain 5 (gene Dhc1). Gene Ontology annotation, biological process: microtubule-based movement. Gene Ontology annotation, cellular component: axonemal dynein complex. Lineage: Eukaryota; Metazoa; Arthropoda; Insecta; Lepidoptera; Tortricidae. Gene Ontology annotation, molecular function: dynein intermediate chain binding; minus-end-directed microtubule motor activity; ATP binding. The record is from RefSeq and is a predicted model, not a curated record. The transcript is spliced from 50 exons.
AUGUUCGUCCAAAGAACGCACCUAAACGCUGCGGAGAAGGCACAAGCACGGGAGCACUUCGAGAACCAACUGCGGACCGCUUUCGCCAGGUGCGAUUUGGACGAGGAUGAAGAUGAUUCCGAGAAAAGAAGAGAAGAAUGCGAGCGCAAAGCAAGGAGGGGGGAGAUGGACCCCAGGCUGGAGUUCACGUUCCAACUGCUCAUCGAUGGCACGGGGCUCCCACGGCACGCCAUCAUGGACCACGUCUUCGAAGGAAAUAUGCUGGAUGACAUCAACCAGCUGUUCCUCCCGCACAUGCGCAACAAGUUACUCUGGUACUACCAGGACGUGGAGGAAGUGGUAGAACGCGCGCCAGUUGAAGGCACAAAGCCCCGUCAACAGGGGCAGGGUAAACAGCCCCCACCGCAAGUCACAAUGAAAAAGAAAUUGUUCCUGUCUGACGGAUGGGACGUCAAGUUCACAGGCGUCUGCCUGUACAUGUUCAGGAUAAAUGUCAGCAAGCAGUUGCCCGAGGAGGGGUUCCAUAAAGACCUAUUCUGUGGCAUCCUGAACGCCGAGAAGGUAGGCCUGGUGACGGCGAUCGAGCGCGUCGUGGAGCACGUCUUUAUGAGCGCGCUCGCGCACCCUAGCGCGGACGGCGACGAGGACGAGACCAGGUUCCCCAUCGUCAAGAACCAGCUGCUGCCGGGGCUGAGGUCGUUCUGCUCCGCUCUCAAAGUAUGCGAGGACGUAUGCGGUCAAUUGAACCUGUUCGAAGACGGCCAGUUCCACAUGGCGACCGUGACAGACCACGCGCAGCUCAAAGAGAUGACUAAGAACCCGAGCACCAUCACCGUGCUGGAGGAGCGGGUCAACGAGUGGAUCAAGAAAGUUAUGGAGAUACUGAGCGAAAGUGAGCAGCUGCGCCGAGAAGUGGAUUCCAGCGGUCCACAGGACGAGUUAGAGUAUUGGAAGAAGAGGGGGGCACAGUUCUCCCAACUAGUUUCCUACUUACAGGACAACGAAGUCCAAUUAACCCUAACCUGUCUACAACUAGCCAACUCUAAAGUCAUCAAGUUAUGGCGCGACACAGACCACAAGAUCACCUUCUGCUACAACGAGGCGAAGGACAACGCCAAGUUCAUCCAGGCCAUGGAGAAAUGCUGCCAUUCGUUGUACCUGGACGAUCCGGUGAAGAUCAAGGACUCCAUAUUGAGUCUGCUGCAGACUGUGCGGCUGAUACAUAGUGUGUCGCAGUUUUAUAAUACGUCGGAAAGGAUUUCUUCGUUGAUGGUUAAGAUAACCAACCAAAUGAUAGAAACCUGCAAGCAAUACAUCACAUGCCGCUUCAAAGAAACCAUUUGGUCCCAGGACCGAGCCCUGGUCCGCGACAAGCUGAUCCACUGCCUAAACCUAAACAAGACCUAUAGAGAAACCUACCUGUUCGUUAAAAACCAGCCGUUUCUACCAAACACUGAGCAGUUCAGUUUCUCUGAGAAUUACGUUUUUGGGAAGUUUGAUACGUUCUGCAAGAGGGUGAAUAAGAUUAUAGCGAUGUUUGAUUUGAUGGAGGACUAUAAUCAUUUGUUUGCGAAGAGGAUGGAGGGAUUGUUGCUUGGUGAAGAUCUCGAGGAAGCCGUCCACGCGUUUGAAGAAGCAAAGAGGGCCGUAACCAGUUGCCAGUACGAUUAUUUGGACUACAGGAACAACGAAUUCGACAAAGACUACCAGGUUUUCGAGCAGAAAACUAACAUGCUACGCGAGUCCAUAGGGAACACUAUAGAGGAAAACUUUUCCAGCGUGUGGGAGACGCCGCAAGGCAUCAAGUUCCUUACCAGGUUUGAAAAGGUCAGUCAAAAGAUUCAAAUAACAAAGUUGAGCGAGAAAUACGACAGAGUUCUGCGCUACUGCGAGAAGGAGGUCGAUAAGAUCACCAAGAUGUUCAAGAAGCAAAAAGACGAUCCGCCGCUGCCAAGAAACUACUCUCCUGUUGCCGGUCGCAUAAAAUGGUCCCGGUGUCUCCUCCACAACAUGACGGAGACCGUGGAAAGCGUAUCAGCGCACCCCGUGUUACGAGCCCUUCCUGCCGCCAUGGACGUGAUGAGGAAAUACUCCAAUACACGGACAUUGAUCACCAACUACGACCAGUCUAUGCGUGCUGUCUGGAUGAACCAAAACCUCUGGGAUGUGGACGACUGCCUCAACAACACCUUGCUGAAGAUAGACGAAGCUGGCCGCAUCAGCGUCAACCUAGACAGCACUGUCAGGUUACUCAUCAGGGAGUCUGACUGCUUGGUGAAGAUGGACGUGGAGCUACCUAUAGUGUGUCAUUCGCUGUACGCUAAGAAGAAUUACUUUACCCUGGUCAAUGAUUCUUUGGAGUUCCUCCUUGAAGACUAUCUCCGCACGGUACGCCGGGUGAAACUCGAAGUGCGUCCUCUCUUUCUGCCUCAAGUGGUCCGCCUAUCGUCCCUCCUGCUCCCCGGCCUGCGUUCCGUAUCUUGGACUAGCGAGGACUGGGAAGAGUUUAUAGAAAGGGCCAACGCUGCUAUCAAAGGCUUUGAUGUACUUGUUACUAGAGUACAUGAUAUAUACACGAAUCGGAUCAUAUAUGUGCUGUCUGGUAUGCAAGAGGUUACUCUGAUUAAUUUACCAGAACAAACACCAUGGACGGUUGACGAAUUUAUAGAAAAUGUGGAGACGGGCUGUCGCAACGCAUGCGUAGAACUGAACCGUAAGAGCCUCAUGGUCGAGGAGGCGGUCGAGGAAGUCCUGGACCUUAUCAAGAAAGCGGCCCACCAGUUCAAAACAGUCGAGAUCAACCCAGAUUUCGAGUUCCUCAUUGCUGAUGAUGAAGCCCAAGCCGGAAGCGGUCAGGCGUCCACCCUCAACGAGUCCACAUCCAGCGGACAACAGGACUGGUCAGCGGUAUGGGAAUGCUUCGAGAGCCCCCACCGCCUGCUGUCCAUGCCGGCUGGAGGCCUCUCCAAGAGCAUGCAAGAAAUGGUGAAGAACGCAUUGAAUGAAAUGCGUCGAUACUACAGCCGCAAAGUGGUGGACGUUCUCAUUAAGGUCACCCGGCGGACGCUGGACAUCAUCAUCAAGCAAUUUACUUCUAAAAUCGUUUAAUAUCCACCAGGACAACAGAAGAAGCCGCUGUUCCUCCUCCACGCCGCGCUGAUGAUCCCCAACGUGUCAGUAAAGCCCACGCUAGAAGAGAUUCAAGAAGUCCUGGUGCUGGCCGGGAAGCACAUCUCCGGACUGGCCAAGGGCGUGGCGCAGUGGACUGGCGGCAAGAGCUCCAGGGUUAACUGGAAGAAGAUAGCCGGACACCAGUCUAAUCUUCUAGAGGUUGUGACGAAGCUUGACGAACAGGUUCAGUCGGUGGCAGGCGUGCUUCCGAAGUCGAAGGUCCUGGAUGCUGCGAAGCAGAGAAGGAAGAAGCAUUAUAGACUAGAGUCGGAGGAGAAACCAACGUUUCCGCUGCAGCAGAAGAACUUUUAUAACUAUAUUGUCGAGAAUAAGGAGAUUAUAAAGACUUUGUCUUUACUCUCGACUUGCACACAGAACGUUAAAACGGAGCUAAACAAUCUCGUAAAGCGAUGGCGCCCGUAUCAUUAUCUCUGGAAGUGUGAGAAAACCCUCCGCCAACUUCUGGCGUGGAACUUGAACGACUUCGAGCUGGCGCUGAAGCGGCACAGCGAGCUGGAGGCCAAGCUGGCCACGGAGCCCGACGUGCUGGUCAUCGGGAGCUGCCUCGCCGUGUCUACGGAGCGGCUCAAGCUAGGGCUCAGCACCGAACUUAAAAACGGCACACACCGGAUCGGGCAAGCCAUGCGCAAGAAGUACAAACGAGAGAUGGACUACGUGUAUGCCAUCAUGAAUGACCUUGAGCGUAAGCUGGAGCGGCCAAUUAGGGACCUGGAUGAUGUGCGGAGCGUUAUGGAGACGCUUAAGAAGAUUAGGGAGCAGGAGGUCGAUAUGGAGCUGAAGAUCGACCCUGUUGAGGAAGCAUUCAACGUGAUAACUCGCUACGAGCUGCCAGUGAGCCAGGCCGACUUGGAACAGGUAGACAGCCUCCGCUACUCAUGGCAGCAACUUCAGGCCACCGCGCUAGCUGCCCACGUGCAGCUGCUCCAAAUGCAGCCCCAAUUUGAAGAGGACCUGAAAAACAACCUGGACAGGUUCAGAGAGGACAACGGGGAGUAUGUCCAUGAAUACCGGCACGCUGGUCCGAUGCAGUCGGGCCUGACGCCGCGAGAGGCGUCCGACAGGCUAAUACUAUUCCAGAACCGUUUCGACGGCAUGUGGCGUAAGCUGCAAACCUACCAAAGCGGCGAGGAACUCUUCGGCCUCCCCCAUACCGAGUACCCAGAACUGGCUCAGAUCAGAAAAGAACUGAACCUUCUGCAAAAGCUGUACAAACUGUACAAUGACGUCAUUGACAGAGUCAGCAGUUACUACGAUAUACCUUGGGGCGAAGUCAACAUUGAAGAAAUCAACAAUGAGCUUAUGGAGUUUCAGAAUAGAUGUCGCAAACUUCCUAAAGGUUUAAAAGAGUGGCCUGCCUUCUUCGCUCUAAAGAAAACCAUAGACGAUUUCAACGACAUGUGCCCCCUCCUGGAGCUGAUGGCGAACAAAGCUAUGAAACCGAGGCACUGGCAGCGGAUCAUGGAAGUCACCAAAUACAUAUUCGAGCUGGACAAUGAGGAUUUCUGUCUCAAGAACAUAUUGGAGGCUCCGCUGUUGCCCAAUAAAGAAGAUAUUGAGGAUAUCUGCAUAUCAGCGAUGAAAGAGAAAGACAUAGAAGCAAAGCUGCGUCAAGUAACUAACGAGUGGUCUAUCCAUGAGCUGACGUUCCAAACAUUUAAUAAUCGCGGCGAGUUGCUCUUGCGAGGUGACACCACAGCAGAGACCAUAGGGCAAUUGGAGGACAGUCUUAUGAUUCUGGGCUCUUUGCUGUCUAAUCGCUACAACGCUCCAUUCCGAAAACAGAUUCAACAAUGGCUUUACGACCUUCAAAACACAAACGAAAUUCUCGAACGGUGGCUUCUCGUUCAAAACAUGUGGGUAUACCUCGAGGCAGUCUUCGUCGGCGGUGACAUCGCCAAACAACUGCCCAAAGAAGCUAAACGCUUCUCUAAAAUCGACAAAUCUUGGCAGAAGAUCAUGCAAAGAGCUCACGAGACUCCUGGAGUUGUCUCAUGCUGCGUUGGAGACGAUCUCCUCAGACAAUUACUACCACAUCUGCAGGAACAGUUAGAGCUAUGCCAGAAAAGUCUAAGUGGGUAUCUAGAGAAGAAAAGGACGAUGUUUCCUCGGUUCUUCUUUGUGUCGGAUCCGGCGCUUUUGGAGAUUCUUGGACAGGCGUCGGAUUCGCAUACGAUACAGAAUCAUUUGUUGUCCAUUUUUGAUAACAUUCGUUAUGUGAAGUUUCAUGAUAUUGAAUACAAUAAAAUGAUCGCCAUAGUUUCAUCCGAAGGUGAAGAGAUCAAACUAGAGCGUCCAGUCAGAGCCGAAGGUUCAGUGGAAACUUGGCUGACAUCACUCCUCCAGUCAGCGCAGAGCAGUCUCCACUCCAUUAUCAGGACCUCCGUGUCCUUGAUCAACGAUCCUGGCUUCAAUCUGCUGAUGUUUCUUGAUAAGAUGCCGGCGCAGGUAGGCCUACUCGGUAUACAAAUCAUCUGGACUCGCGACGCCGAACUAGCCCUGAUGCAAGCGCGUCAAGACAAGAAGAUAAUGAUGGAGACCAACAACAAGUUCCUAGAGCUACUCAAUACACUCAUCGAUCAGACAACCAGGGAUCUGCUGAAGAUUGAGAGGAUAAAGUUUGAGACGCUUAUCACCAUUCACGUCCAUCAGAGGGAUAUAUUCGAUAUGCUGUGCCGACUCAACGUCAGAUCAGCCAGUGACUUCGAAUGGUUGAAGCAAUGCCGUUUCUACUUUAAAGAGGACGCCGACAAGACCUGGGUAUCAGUUACCGACGUCACGUUUAUCUAUCAGAACGAGUAUCUUGGCUGCACUGAUCGGCUUGUCAUUACGCCGUUAACUGACAGAUGCUACAUAACUCUAGCUCAAGCGCUGGCUAUGAGCAUGGGCGGCGCUCCUUGCGGCCCCGCCGGUACCGGCAAAACGGAGACCGUUAAGGACAUGGGCAAGACCCUCGCAAAAUACGUCGUCGUGUUCAACUGCUCCGAUCAGAUGGAUUACAGAGGCCUCGGCCGCAUCUACAAAGGCCUCGCCCAGUCUGGUUCCUGGGGCUGUUUCGACGAGUUCAAUCGCAUAGAACUGCCAGUACUGUCCGUCGCCGCGCAGCAAGUAGCUGUAGUGCUGGCCGCUAAGAAGGAGAAGAAGAAAACGUUCGUGUUCACUGAUGGGGAUACUUCGGAGAUGUGUCCGGAGUUCGGGAUCUUCAUUACGAUGAAUCCCGGUUACGCUGGCAGGAAAGAGUUGCCAGAAAACUUGAAGAUCCAGUUCCGAACAGUAGCCAUGAUGGUGCCAGAUAGACAGAUCAUCAUCAGAGUGAAGUUGGCCUCCUGUGGCUUCUUGGAAAACAUUACGCUCGCCAGGAAGUUUUACACGCUGUACAAGCUAUGUGAGGAACAGCUUACUAAGCAGGUCCACUAUGACUUCGGCCUCCGCAACAUCCUCUCAGUCCUCCGCACCCUCGGGGCAGUCAAACGCGUCAACUCCAAAGACAACGAGAGCACCAUCGUGAUGCGCGUGCUUCGGGACAUGAAUCUCUCGAAGCUGAUCGACGAGGAUGAACCACUCUUUAUAUCACUGGUCGCAGAUUUGUUCCCUAAUCAGGCGCUGGAGAAAACUACCUAUCCUGAGCUGGAAGAAGCCAUUAGAAAACAGGUCGACGAGACGAGGCUUAUCUGCCAUCCGCCGUGGAUUCUCAAAAUUAUCCAGCUGUACGAGACACAGCGUGUGCGUCACGGCAUCAUGACACUGGGGCCGCCCGGUGCCGGCAAGACGACCUGCAUACACACCCUCAUGAACGCUCUUACUGAGAUUGAGAACCCGCAUAGGGAAAUGCGAAUGAACCCUAAAGCCAUCACCGCCGCCCAGAUGUUCGGCCGACUCGACGUAGCUACCAACGAUUGGACCGACGGCAUCUUCUCAGCCCUAUGGCGUAAGACCCUGAAGAUGAAAGAAGGCGAGCACGUCUGGCUGGUCCUCGACGGUCCUGUCGACAGCAUAUGGAUUGAGAACCUGAAUUCCGUGCUGGAUGAUAAUAAAACCUUGACAUUGGCUAAUGGUGAUCGCUUGACCAUGUCACCGACUUCUAAGAUUCUGUUUGAGCCGGAGAAUAUUGAUAAUGCAUCGCCUGCUACUGUGUCGAGGAAUGGUAUGGUGUAUAUGAGUGCUUCGGGGCUGGACUGGGAUCCAGUGCUCCGUGCCUGGCUCAUGACUCGCUCAGAGAGAGAAUUAGAAAUAUUUAGCACGCUUUUCGAUCAGACAUUUCCAAAUGUAUACACGUGGUGUACUCAAAAUCUGAUCUUCAGCAUGAGGGUACUUCAAAGUAACAUCAUACUACAAAUGCUCAGUCUCUUGGAGGGACUUGUUCCUCCGCAGAUAGAGGAAACUGAAGACCCUUCCGCAAGCAAAUCAGUUAACGGUGAUAUUGACGACGAAGAGGAAAAAGAGAAAACUGAAGAGAUCAUACUCUUUACACCAGAACACUUGCACAAAGUAUACGUAUUCACAUUAGUUUGGGGAUUUGGUUCCCUUCUAGAAACCAAAGAUAGAAUACGAUACGAUGCGUUCUUAAAACAGAAUUUUGCGGAAAAUUUAGACUUACCAAAACACCCUAAUAAUAAACCUUCGAUUGUUUUCGACUUUUAUGUAAAGCAUCCUGGCAAGUGGGAACUCUGGGACGAUUUGGUGACGAAUUACCAGUACCCGGACACAGCAUCACCAGAUUAUGCUAGUAUUCUGGUCCCGAUAGUAGACAACGUAAGAAUAAACUACCUCAUUCACUGCAUAGCUAAACAAGGCAAAGCUGUGUUGUUAAUCGGAGAACAAGGCACUGCAAAGACUGUCAUGAUGAAAGCUUACAUGAAAAAUACUAAUCCAGAGCAGUUCAUGGGUCGCUCUUUCAAUUUUUCUUCAGCGACUAGCCCUUAUCAGUUCCAAAAGACUAUUGAAAGUUACGUUGAAAAACGUAGUGGUAUGACAUUUGGACCACCGGGGGGUAAGAAGAUGUUAGUGUUUAUCGACGAUAUAAAUUUACCACAGAUCAAUGAGUGGGGUGAUCAAAUAACAAAUGAAAUUGUUAGGCAGACCAUGAGCAUGAAUGGUUUCUACAGUUUGGAGAAGCCUGGAGACUUUACCACGGUCAUUGACAUACAGUUCCUUGGUGCUAUGGGACAACCAGGUGGUGGUAGGAACGACAUACCGUCUCGUUUGAAACGCCAGUUUGCAAUAUUCAACUGUCCUUUGCCUAAUAACGAUGCGAUUGACAAAAUUUUCAAAGUUAUUGGUGAAGGUCAUUACAACGCCAAGCGAGGUUUUACUGUAGAAGUCCGUAACCUUAUUAAAAAAGUGAUUCCGUUGACCAGGGAGUUGUGGAUGAGAACAAGACUGAAUCUUCUACCGACGCCGGCUAAGUUUCACUACGUAUUUUCUCUCCGAGAUUUGUCUAGGGUGUGGCAGGGCAUGGUUGGAACCUUACCCACUGUCAUUGAAUCAGAAAAAUGUUUAAUGCUGCUAUGGAAACAUGAGUGUUCUAGAGUUUUCUCCGACAGAUUCACACAUCAAGUUGAUAAAGACUGGUUUAACAAAUCUUUGUAUGAUACAUCAGACGAAAUAUUAGGAGUAGAAUACAAAAAGAUGAUGGAAAGUGAACCUGUCUUUGUAGAUUUUAUGAGGGACGCACCGGAACCGACUGGUGAAGAAGGCGAAGAUGCCGACAUGGAGUUACCAAAAGUGUAUGAACCCGUGUUUGAGUAUAGUGAGCUCCGAGAAAGAUUAGAAAUGUUCCUGUCCCAGUUCAAUGAAAUGGUACGCGGGUCGGGCAUGGAUUUAGUGUUCUUUCCCGAUGCUAUGUUCCAUCUUGUGAAGAUAUCCAGGGUGAUACGACAUCCAAGAGGCAAUGUAAUGCUUGUUGGAGUAGGGGGUUCUGGAAAACAAUCCUUGACGAAGCUAUCUACUUUUAUAGCUGGGUACCGGUCUUUUCAAAUCGCACUUACGAGAUCGUACAAUGUUGGUAACUUCCUUGAAGAUUUGAAGCUACUUUAUAGAUCGUGCGGUGUCCAAGGCAAAGGAACAACAUUCAUCUUUACAGAUUUGGAUAUAAAGGAAGAAGGAUUCCUGGAAUAUUUGAACAAUAUUCUAUCAUCCGGUGUUAUAUCUAAUUUGUUCACUAAAGACGAGCAGCAAGAAAUUAUUUCGGAACUCACGCCGAUUAUGAAACGAGAAAAUCAAAAGAGAACUCUCAACAAUGAAUUAGUAAUGGAAUAUUUUUUAAACAGGACUUGCCAAAACCUGCAUGUCGUAUUAUGUUUUUCACCGGUCAGCGAAGCCUUUAGAUACCGCGCACUUCGCUUCCCAGCUCUUAUCUCUGGCUGCACCAUUGACUGGUUCCAACCUUGGCCCAAAGAUGCCCUUGUUUCCGUAGCCGACCACUUUUUAACGGAGUUUGAAAUCGAAUGUACAAAAGAAGUAAAAAAAGAACUCGUCACAGUAUUGGGGACGAUACAAGACGUCGUAUCGCAAGUGUCCGCAGAAUAUUUCCAAAGAUUCCGUCGAUCGUCACAUGUUACUCCUAAAUCAUACCUCAAUUUUAUUGGAGGAUACAAAACGAUUUAUCAAAUGAAGCAAAAAGAGUUAGGUGAUGGCGCAUUACGCAUGGACACUGGAUUAGAAAAACUUCGUGAAGCAUCAAUAUCCGUUGAAGUUUUAAAAAAAGAUUUGGCAGUAAUGGAGCAGGAUUUAGCAUUGGCUUCGGAAAAAGCUGAUCGUGUGCUCACUGAAGUAACAGAAAGAGCAAUGCAAGCCGAAAUAGUAAAGAAUCAGGUUCAGAUAGUAAAAGAAAAGGCAGAAGCUCUCGUAGCCUAUAUAGCUGAAGAAAAAUUGAAAGCAGAAAUUAAACUGGAGGCAGCUAAACCGGCGUUAGAAGAAGCUGAAGCUGCUCUUAAUACUAUAAAGCCAGCGCAUAUUGCCACGGUCAGAAAAUUGGGUAGGCCACCGCACCUUAUUAUGAGGAUCAUGGAUUGCGUAUUGAUAUUGUUUCAAAGGAGAUUACACCCGCUCAUUCCUGAUGUGGCUGCACCAUGUCCAAAGCCUUCAUGGGCAGAGUCUCUCAAGAUGAUGGCCAGUACGACUUUUCUUCUCCAACUCCAGAAUUAUCCUAAAGAUAUUAUAAACAAUGAGAUGGUUGAACAUUUGGUACCCUAUUUUGAGAUGGAGGACUACAACAUGGACACGGCCAAGAGGGUCUGCGGUGACGUCGCCGGGUUGCUAUCGUGGACAAAGGCUAUGGCAUUCUUCCAUAGUGUCAACAAGGAAGUAUUGCCUUUGAAAGCCAAUCUGCUGCUUCAGGAAGCAAGAUUAAAAGUUGCAAUGGAAGAUUUGGCUUCCGCAGAAAGACAACUAGAGGAACGUGAAAUGUCUCUUCGAAAAGUCAAAGAUCAAUAUGAAUCUGCUGUCUCUGAAAAACAGCAGUUGACGGACGCUGCUAACGUUUGCUUACGAAAAAUGACUGCCGCCACUGCACUGAUUAAUGGAUUAGGCGGAGAAAAGAUCAGAUGGACGCAACAAAGUAAGGAUUUCAAAGAACAGUUGGGAAGAUUGGUAGGUGAUGUCGUCCUAGCAACAGGAUUCCUUUCGUACUGCGGCCCUUACAAUCAGGAAUUUAGAAACAAUUUGCUAAAUAACUGGAUGGGGAUAUUAAAGAACAAACAAAUACCUUUGACAGAUAACUUAAAUAUAACUAAUAUGCUGGUUGAAAAUGCUACAAUAUCUGAAUGGACGCUCCAAGGCUUACCAAACGAUGAUUUAUCAGUUCAGAAUGCUCUUAUUGUUACUAAAUCUAGCUCUUACCCUUUAUUAGUCGAUCCACAGAGUCAGGGUAAGAAUUGGAUAAAAAACAAAGAAAGUACAAAUGAAUUACAAAUUUCUUCACUCAACCACAAGUAUUUCAGAACUCAUCUAGAGGACAGUCUGUCGCUUGGAAGACCAUUGCUUAUAGAAGAUGUCAGCGUAGAGUUAGAUCCAGUUAUUGACAACGUGUUAGAGAAGAACUUUAUUAAAUCGGGUUCAAUAGAGAAAGUAAUCGUCGGUGAUAAGGAAUGCGAUGUUAUGCCUGGCUUUAUGCUAUAUAUAACAACAAAAUUACCUAAUCCCGCAUAUUCUCCUGAAAUAAGUGCUAAAACAUCGAUAAUUGAUUUCACUGUUACUAUGCGAGGUUUGGAAGAUCAACUUUUAGGUCGUGUGAUUUUAAUGGAGAAAUCAGAUUUAGAAGAAGAAAGAGUGGCGCUCUUCGAGUCCGUAAUGAAGAAUCAGCGCAGUAUGAAAGAAUUGGAAAGCAAUUUGCUUUGCCGCCUCACGUCAUCUGAAGGCUCAUUAGUAGAUGACGAAGCCUUGAUCCAAGUCUUGCAAGUAACUAAAACGACAGCAGAAGAAGUCAAUGAAAAACUAAAAGUCGCAGAAGUUACAGAAAAGAAAAUUAUAAAAGCUCGUGAAGAGUUUAGAGCAGUUGCAGCAAGGGGAUCGAUUUUGUAUUUCUUAAUAGUAGAAAUGAGCAAUGUAAACAUCAUGUACCAGAACUCGUUAAGACAAUUUUUGACAAUAUUCGAUAAUUCAAUAACGAAGUCUACUAAAACCAAUGUGACUGAGGAACGUAUUAAUAUAAUACUGAAAUACCUUACACAUGAAGUGUGGGCAUUUACAUUGCGAAGUUUGUAUGAACGUCACAAGGCUCUGUUCACGUUGAUGCUGGCAAUGAAAAUCGAUUGUCAUCGUCAAUUAAUUUCUCACGAUGAAUUCACGGCGUUUGUGAAAGGAGGCGCGUCGCUGGAUUUGAAUGCAGUGACUCCUAAGCCUUUUAAGUGGAUUCUGGAUAUAACGUGGCUAAAUCUGGUGGAGAUUAGUAAAUUGAAGACUUUUACUGACGUGUUGCAAAAGAUCACAUCCAACGAGAAGGAGUGGCGCGUCUGGUAUGAAAAGGCGAAGCCAGAAGAAGAAACGAUUCCCAGUGGUUACAACGACAGCCUCGACGUAUUCCGUAAACUGCUGCUUAUCCGCUCGUGGAGCCCUGACCGAACCCUGUCGCAGGCCAGGAAGUAUAUUGUCGAUUCCCUCGGCCCGGAAUACGGCGAGGGCUGCAUUUUGAACCUUGAAGCCACCUGGGAAGAAUCAGAGCCACGUACACCUCUCAUUUGCAUCCUGUCUAUUGGCUCUGAUCCCUCCGCGCAGAUCGCAUCACUAGCCAAGUCUAAGGAAAUUCAAAUAAAAGCUGUAUCGAUGGGUCAGGGUCAAGAAAUCGUCGCAAGAAAAAUGAUAUCAGACUCAAUGAACGAAGGAGGCUGGGUACUCCUACAAAAUAUCCACUUGUCCCUUCCGUUCUGUGUAGAAGCUAUGGAUGCUUUAAUAGAAACUGAACAUGUACAGGAAUCUUUUAGGCUUUGGCUCACAACUGAAGUCCACACGGAGUUCCCGAUAGGUCUACUACAAAUGGCAAUUAAAUUCACCAAUGAACCUCCUCAAGGCAUCAGAGCUAGCAUGAAAAGAACUUACCAAAACAUAACUCAAGAUACGUUAGAUUACUCAUCUUUAUCCCAAUGGCCACCGCUGUUGUAUGCAGUAGCUUUCCUACAUACUAUCGUGCAAGAACGACGCAAGUUCGGACCUCUAGGAUGGAACAUUCCCUACGAGUUCAAUCAAGCCGAUUACGCAGCCAGCGUGCAGUUUAUACAAAAUCAUCUCGACGAUAUCGACCCUAAGAAAGGCAUAUCAUGGCCAACAAUCUGUUACAUGCUUGGGGAAGUCCAAUAUGGCGGUCGUGUGACAGAUGACUUCGACAAACGCCUUUUGACAACUUUCACAAACGUGUGGUUCUGUGAUGUACUGCUACGACCGGGUUUUGAAUUCUAUAAGGGUUACAAAGUGCCUCAGACAAGGAAUCUCUCCGGCUAUGUUGAUUAUAUUAAUCAGCUUCCAUUGACUGAUACUCCCGAAGUAUUCGGUCUUCAUGGGAACGCUGACAUUACGUAUCAGAUCAAUAGUGCUAAAGAUAUACUGGACACAAUAUUGAGUGUGCAACCAAAAGAAGGUGGCAGCCAAGGUGGCGAGACAAGAGAAAGUAUCGUGUACAGGCUAGCCGAAGACAUGUUGGAGAAAUUACCAAAACAAUACGUGAGUUUUGAAGUUAGAGAAGCUUUAGUGAAAAUGGGAGCUUUUUUGCCAAUGAAUAUCUUUUUAAGACAAGAGAUCGACCGCAUCCAGCGAGUGAUUAAAUCAGUGCAGUCAACUCUGUGUAACCUGAAGCUAGCCAUCGAUGGCACCAUAGUGAUGAGUCAGGGGCUGCGCGAGAGUCUCGAUGCUAUGUAUGAUGCGAGGAUACCGCAGAAUUGGCUCAAGGUAUCGUGGGAGUCAGCAACGCUAGGUUUCUGGUACACAGAGUUAUUGGAGCGAGAGCAUCAGUACCGCGUGUGGCUGCGUGACGGCCGUCCCACUGCCUUCUGGAUGACUGGUUUCUUCAACCCUCAGGGGUUUCUCACCGCUAUGAGACAGGAGGUAACCCGAGGUCACAAAGGGUGGGCACUGGACUCCGUGGUCCUACAGAACCACAUCACUAAGCUGAACCGAGAGGACGUUCACGAGGGCCCGGCCGAAGGCGUUUACGUCUACGGACUGUUUCUUGAAGGCGCAUCCUUGGACAGAAAAUCGGGUAAGCUCAUCGAAUCAAAACCCAAAGUCCUGUACGAACAAAUGCCGGUUAUCUACAUCUUCGCCAUCAACACCACAGCGGGCAAGGACCCUAGGCUUUACGAGUGCCCCAUCUACCGGAAACCCCAACGAACUGAUGCUAAAUACGUGGGUUCUAUAGACUUCGAGACCGAUAGUAAUCCAAGGCAUUGGGCGUUGAGGGGAGUGGCGCUGCUGUGCGAUAUUAAGUGA